This is a messenger RNA of Nicotiana tabacum (common tobacco), 717 nucleotides long. The record is from RefSeq and is a predicted model, not a curated record. NCBI's taxonomy places the organism in Eukaryota, Viridiplantae, Streptophyta, Magnoliopsida, Solanales, Solanaceae.
GAGACCUUUAUAGUGGUGGCGGCGCUAGCCGUAGUGGGUGCUUCAGCAGGAGUGGCACUGUCAGCGGUGGGACCCGAAGAUGUAGCGGGGGUGGGUGGGGAAGAAGAGUCGCUGUCGGGGGAAGGUGGAGAUGAGGGUUCAUCAUCAGCAGGGGAAUUUGAAGUUGGAGAAGAAGUUGGAACAGAAUCAGAAUCAGAAGAGGAGGAAUUAGAUGAAGAUGAUGAUGAUGAUGAUGGUGAUAUUGAUGAUGAUGGUGUACUGGCUUUAGGGGAAGAGGCAGGGGUAGGGGAUGAUUUUGGGGUGGCGGCGGUGGGGGCAUUAGCACUGCUCUUUGGUGCAGCUGCUGAUUGCGUCGAGGCAGAAGGCGAUGAUGAUGGGGUUGUUGCUGGUGAUGACGAUGAUGAUAAUGAUGAUGAUAGUGAUGUUGCUGAGUUCAUGAGGGAAGAGGCAGGGGCAGGGGAUGAUUUAGGGGCGGCGGCGGUGGGGUCAUUAGCACUACUCUUUGGUGCAGCUGCUGAUGGCGUCGAGGCAGAAGGAGAUGAUGAUGGGGUUGUUGCUGGUGAUGACGAUGAUGAUAAUGAUGAUGAUGGUGAUGUUGCUGAUGUGGAUGAUGAUGGUGAUGAUGAUGGUGAUGAAGAAGGGGAGCUACUUGGGGAAUUAGCAGCUGAAGCUAAUCCAGCAAUGGCAACAAAGAGGAGAGCCAAAACAAUAACUUGA